Serendipita indica DSM 11827 is the source of this 744-nucleotide messenger RNA. The record is from the annotation of a GenBank genome assembly. NCBI's taxonomy places the organism in Eukaryota, Fungi, Basidiomycota, Agaricomycetes, Sebacinales, Serendipitaceae.
AUGGCCACACCGUCUAAAAUCGAGCUCCCGCCGCCUGCUUGGGGAUCCCCAGCGCAUAUGGCACAGCGUAAAGCCGAAAAGGAGUGGAAGAUUGCGCUUCGUGCGUAUGCUACAAAGGAUGUGGAGAAUCGAAAGACUGGCAAGUGCACGCACUAUACGGAUAAUAACGAUAUUGUCAUUCGUUAUCAUCUCCCGCCCGCUUGGGAUGUCUUGAAUGAACCGGGAGCAGCCGUGAAGAUUGUUAGAGAAGGGGACGCUGUUUGGGAUUUGCCAGAGGACGACGACGAGCUCGUCAAAGUCCUCAAGGCAACCUAUGCGCCGUUCUACCAGAGGACGGGCGAGUUUUCAAAGCCUUCUACUGCGUUCAAAACACCGCCCAUCAGCAAAAAGGCCUCCCCAUCGACUUCACCCACCCCUACCCCUGCGAAGCCUCUGCCGGAAGCUACAUUUAUCGUCACAGAGUCUAUCGAAAACUAUUCGACGAUUGCAAAACCACAGUACCCUGUCAAGUCGACCACGAUGGCAUCUCUUCCGAAUGUCACCCCAAGUGGGGAAUCAACUUCUCAAAAUGAAAACUCGGCUGUACAACCACGACGAACGUAUCUUCCUGUGGCUCUGUCCAAUCUUUUCGGAAUCAUUGGGCGUAUGUUCCUGUGGUUCAUCCCAAGUCCGCUGAGAGUGCGCUUGCAUGCCUGGUGGUCUCCGGUACUUAGAGAUGGUGGAUCUAGAGCGAAUCGAGUGUAG